ACUUCCCAAUUUAAAGAUGGCGGUGAAAGGCAGGAAGUGAUUGUUAGAGCGCCCUUGGGAGUCAGCUGACAGUGCACUUCCUGUCGGGGUGAGGAUGGAGGCCGUGCUGUCUGAUCCGGUGAAUACGGAGGAUUUGCUGAAGUUCGAGAAGAAGUACCUGGCGGAGCGUAGAAGCGGCUCAUUGAGUAACAGCACCCAGUUUGAAUACGCCUGGUGCCUGAUCCGCAGCAAAUACACCGACGACAUCAAGAAAGGGGCCCGAAUCCUAGAGGAUCUCUUACCCAAAGGGAAUAAAGAAGAGCAGAGGGACUAUUUGUUCUACCUGGCUGUGGCACAUUACAGGUUAAAGGAAUAUGAGAAAGCGCUGAAAUAUGUCCGGACUCUCCUGAGCUCCGAGCCAAAGAACACCCAGGCCCUGGAUCUGGAGAAGGUCAUUAAGAAGGCCAUGCAGAAAGAUGGAUUGGUCGGCAUGGCGAUCGUUGGAGGAGUGGCUCUGGGCGUUGCAGGCCUAGCCAGCCUUAUCGGAUUGGCUGUCUCCAAGUCCAAAUAAAGGAAGUCGCCGCAGAAAAGCCUUAUUUUGCACUAAUUGUGUAACCCUUGGUCACCCUGCUUCUAAAAUGGGGGAAAAGCCAAAAGAUGUGUCAGUCCUCCGACCCAUGUUAAUUUAUUUAAUGGCCAACCUACCUAUGGCCAACAUACAUCUUCUCUAUCACUAUACAUCUUCUCUAUCACUAUACAUCUUCUCUAUCACUAUACAUCUUCUCUAUCACUACAUCUUCUCUAUCACUAUACAUCUUCUCUAUCACUAUACAUCUUCUCUAUCACUAUACAUCUUCUCUAUCACUACAUCUUCUCUAUCACUAUACAUCUUCUCUAUCACUAUACAUCUUCUCUAUCACUAUACAUCUUCUCUAUCACUAUACAUCUUCUCUAUCACCAUACAUCUUCACUCUCAGCUGAUUCCAUGGUUCUUCCUUUAACGUUCUACAAUAAAAACACUUCCUCACCUCAAGGGGUGAAAGUUCACCUCGUUUUUUUUUUUCUUCCUUUAUACAUUUCUGUAUAUAAAAUAUAUUCCUUCCAUCUCUGAGAUGAGCAGUUUGGAUCUAAUAAAGAUUCUUUCUAAGA
Xenopus laevis (African clawed frog) is the source of this 1128-nucleotide messenger RNA. It is a transcript of the gene fis1.S, whose product is annotated as fission, mitochondrial 1 S homeolog. Bases 95 to 550 code for a protein of 151 amino acids. Lineage: Eukaryota; Metazoa; Chordata; Amphibia; Anura; Pipidae. The record is from RefSeq and is a predicted model, not a curated record. The transcript is spliced from 5 exons.